UUCUCAUUUUUAGAAAAACAUUUUCAGUGCUUAGAAACUUCCCCAUAUUCGUCGUUUUGAAAUUUGAUUCACAGCUCACAGAACACAGAAGUUUGUGUUUAACGGCUUUUCUAAUUUGUUCAUACAUCUUUGUUGAACGUGAUUUCUGUUAGUGCUUGUUGUUUCAUAUUUAUGAAUAGAAUUUGCUCGCCUUGCUAUAAUAAUGCUAUCAACCACCACUCGGUUCUUUUGAUCUUACUUUUCUACAUAUAAAUUUGAUGUUUAUUCCAAAAACAUAAGUAAUUUUGUUUUUGUUGUUUUGGCAGACCUGACGAAUUCGUUAACCGACAACGCGAGAGACGCGUCUUGGCUGUUGUUCUGUGCUGCUGAUUCGUUGGUAAUUUAAAUCCUACGAAGGAAAAAUUUCAGAAUUUUUAGUGUUUUGUUAGUGCUUUUUAAACAGUUGUGAAAGAGAAUGGUGUCAAAAUAUGUCAAAAUGAUUAUUAUUGUUUAAUAUCGAAUAGACAACGUCAAAAUCAAUGAAAUUAUUCAUUGUUCCCAUAUAAAAGUAAAAUAUCAAUGCAGAAAAUGUCUUCAUUCGGAAAUUUAACAUUUUAUGGCAAAAAUGGAUUGAGUGAUCCUUACUCUUUGAGUUAUGGAAAAACCACUGUUGGAUCUUCUAGCAAUCAUCAUAUCAGGAUUAGAGGUGAUAACCAAAUAUCCUGUGUGCUUGAUACCAAUGAGUUUGGGGUGACAACUCUCAUAAAUGAAUUCGAAAAUGAAAUUGUAUGCGUCAAUAAUGUUCCAACUAUAAAGUACACAAUAUUGAAAGAUGGGGAUCAUAUAGAAUUUGGAAAGAAGAAAUUCAAAUAUUCAAAUCCUUCUUUGAAAGAAACAUAUGUAGAACAAACUCAGCAAACUCUGAUUACAAAAUAUGGAAUGUCCGAGAACUUGAGGACAAAAUUAGAUAUUUCUUCGAAGUUGCCAAUCCAACUCAAAAGUUUUCAGGCUGCCAACUCAAGUAAACGAAGAUUUUCAACUGGUUGUAAAAUAACAGAAGUUAAAAGUUCGCCUAAAAUUACAAAAAAAACCUCAAUUCUCUCGAGCCACACAAGUACCCCGCAAAGUGCUACUAAAGUACGCUUUUCUCAAAGAAUGGUUGCUAGAAGAAAUAGCACACUGGCUUCUGUGAAGGAAAAUGAAGUAUAUGACUUCCAAAAUCCAGUGGUUAACUUCGUUGCCAGUCCCAUUCCCAAGAAAAGGGCUUCAUUUUUGGCUGGAGUCGAAAGUCCCUUGGCCAAGAAAAAUAAUACUUUUGCUGGAAGUUCAAAAUUUACAAGUCCUCUACCUUCUAAAAACAAGACCUAUUCAGGAAAUAUUUCAGAUGUCUCUGACAAUGUAACCACUCCAGAAAAUAAUGUGACUGCUGCUGCUAUUACCCCAUUGAACGUAUCUAAAAAAAGCAAAAAGUCCAUGAAUAGGAGUAGGACUCUGUCCUAUGUGGAUUUUCCUGAUAAUUCGUCUACUCCAAAAUCUGCUAUUAAAAUGAAUAGAUCUAGCUCUUUGUACAAACCAAUUGUGGAAGAUAUCACACCAGCAUCGCCUUUACCAAGAUCUUCCUUGAGAAAUUCCUCACUCAAAUUACCUGCUUUCACACAAAGAAGAUCUGUAAACGUUUCAAGUGCAUCAGAUAACGAUAGUUUUAAUUUAGCACUAGAAGAAGAAACAUCGUUGUCAGGAAGAAAAAGGAGCAGAGAUGAAAGCUCUUUUGACUUUCCUGAAAAUGCAAAGCGUAGGAGGAGUAGCUCUUUCAAAGGAUUUGAUAAAGAUGAACAUGAUCAGAACUCUCUACAUGAUUCAAGUUUGUCAGGAAUACACAAUCUGUCUGAUAACUCCUUCAAUUCAAAUCAAAAUCAAAACUUAUCAGCUUCUAAUAGUUUGAAAGAUGGACAUGACCUUGAAGAUCAGUCUAUAGUUUCUUGGCAUGAGGAAAUGUCUCAUAACGAUCCUACUCAGUGUGUAGACUCUGCAAUGACUUUUGCAUCUUCGAUAUCAUCUAGAUCUAGAAGGAGUAGUGUUCAGAAACCAAGGGGAAAAUCGAAUGUAAGAUCGAAGAGUUUGAACUUGGACAGAAAAAUAAGCAAAUCUACUGAUAAACACUCUAAGACUUUGGGUGGCCAAUUGGAUUCGGCACAUGGGGUAUCAUUAAAUGAUCCUACUGAUUGUGUAGAAACCGCAAUGACUUUUUCCUCUUUUAUAUCACCCCGACCUAGGAGGUCUUGUGCUCAGGUAGAAAAGUCAGAUGUUAGAUCAAAAAGUUUGAACUUUGACAGAAAAAUCAACAGAUCCACUGGCAAGCAUUCCAAAACUUUGGGCGACAAUUUGACAUUGCCUGACGAGGAGAUAUCAUCUAAUGAAUUGGCAGAAUAUGCAGAAUCCUCAUCUUCCAUGUCGUCCAGAUCUAGAACAUUGAUAACGAAGACUAAGUCAAAUAUAAGAUCCAAAAGCUUGAACUUGGACAGAACAAAAAUCGAAUCAUCUGAUAAACACUCCAAAACAUUAGGGAAUGAUUUGAUUCCGGUUUCUUCUGAUGGAGAGAGCAUGUCUUCCCUACAGCCUUCUUUGUUUGACCAAUCUCUCGAAAGCUCCGAUGAUAAUGCACGCCAAAUUUCAUCCACACCUCUAGUUAAAACUACAUCUAAAAGUCUUUGUUUCAAGACCAAGUCUUCAGUUUUUAAAACAAGAUCAAAAAGUUUAAUUGCAAGGAGAGGACUAUCAGUUUCCUCAAAAACUACCAACCGAGCCUCUCUCAAUGUAUCGCCGAUUGCAGUUAGUUCUUCAGUGCUGAGAAGAUCGAGGAAUGGUUCAAGCAGAGCUCCGUCUGCAAGCGCAUCAAAAUCACGUGAACAUUCAACACUAAAUUCAACCAAAAAACUCUUUGGUUCCUUGUUAGAUGCUUCGUUACCUGAUUAUAAUGAUUCAACUAAUAAGCUGUUUGAAACUAACAAAGAUUCAUCAGCGCACACAGUCAAUUCAUUAACACCGCGCAGAUCGACAAGGGUGAGCAAAACACAAAAAAGUUUCUCUUCCAAGACUUCAUCACUCGAAUCAGACAUAUCCAUAGAUAAUUCAACUACAACUUCAGUCUUCAAAACACCAAAAAGGCCUUCUAUUUUGGAAAGUAAGUCCAGCAGUUCUUUCAUAACUUCCGAUAAUGAUUCUGAGUCCUUGAGAGUCUCCAAGUCUGUUUCUUUUUGUGAUUCUUCGUCUGUGGAAGAUGUUGCUUUGGAUAUAAACAAAUCCACACCUGGGAAAAUUUUCAAAUCACCAAGAGCUAAAACACCCAAUAAAUUGGCCAUCGCUGGCACUCCUUCAAAACCUGUUAGUGAUCCAACUGAUGUACGUUCUAUGGAGAAAAUAUUCGAGAAAACCCUCGAAAAAUCCCCGAGAAAGCGAGUCACUUCUUCAAAUUCUUUAGAGAAAAGUCUGGCAAAUUUAGAUGAUCAAGAAUCAGAAACAUCCAUCAGUGAAAGCUUCAAAUCUGUUCCUGCUGGCAAAACGACUCCUCAUAAUAUGAGCAUAACUAGAGGGAAAAAAACGCCUAAAAAUGAUUCUACGGAAAUAGCUGGGGUGAAAACACCUCAGAAUGACCUCACCGACGUCGCGGGUGUGAGAGAAUUGCUGAGAACCCCAAGAAUGAGGAGUUCCCCAAAGAAUGAUCUCUCAAAUGUUGUUGGUGUGAAAAAUAUUAUGGCCACUCCAAAGAUUCCUAAUUCACCGAGGAACGAUCUAACUGAUGUUGUAGGUGUGAAAAAAUUGUUGAGAACUCCUAAGGCCCCACAAUCCCCUUACAAUGAUCUCACCAAUAUUAGAGGCGUAAAGAAGUUGUUGAAAACCCUUAAGGUCCAGAAAUCUCCCCAGAAUGAUCUAACAAACAUCAAGGGUGUGAAGAAACUGUUAAAAACACCUAAAGUCCAAAAAUCUCCCAAAAAUGAUCUAACGAGCAUCAAGGGUGUAAAGAAAUUGUUGAAAACCCCUAAAGUUCAAAAAUCCCCACGCAAUGAUUUGACCAAUGUCGCAGGAGUUAAAAAAUUGCUCAGAAGUCCUGUAGUUCAGAAAUCGCCCAAGAAUGAUUUAACUAAUAUCAAAGGUGUAAAGAAGCUGAUGACCACUCCCAAAAUUCAGAAUUCACCCAAGAAUGAUCUCACAAAUGUGGCUGGAGUCAAAAAGCUCAUGUCCACACCUAAAGAACAAAAGUCUCCGUGGAAUGAUUUAACUCAAAUUUCUGGACUGAAGAAAUUGAUGGCCUCUCCAAAACAACAAAAAACGCCUGAGAACAACCUUGCUGACGUGAAAGGGAUAAAAAGAAUUUUCAAGACUCCCAAAGCACAAAAGGAACCCAAAAACGACCUAAUUGAUGUGAGAGGUAUCAAACAAUUACUGAAGACACCAAAAAACAAAGCUGCUGAUGAGAGUCAUGAUUUAUCAGGUAUUGAUAUCUUGUUUAAUGAGUCUCAAGAAAACAGUUUCGAUAAACUACGUGACAAGAAGCCAGUUAGAACAUACGGUAAAUCUCCAAAGAUCAAUAAGAGUCAAGAAGUGCACGUGGAGGAAGUAAAAACUCCCGAACAUGUUCUCAAAUGGCUUGAAGACCAAUCGCAAAUUGAACACAUAUCUCCAAAAGAAAAAGUUGAAGUUAAAAGGGGAAAGCGCAAAUUGGCAGUUGCCUCUGAAGUAUUAGAAGAAACUUCAUCCUCACCUAAUAAGAAAUACAAGCCAACACCUAAAACCAGAUCAGCUGAUGCUAAAGAAGAUCAAAACAAAUCAAUAGAAUUGAAUCUUUCUUGUAGUGGAAAGCCAACCUCUACACCCAUAAUUAAAAAAAUUGAUUCCCUGAUGACAUCAAAAGUUGAGACAUCAGUUAACAAAAGGCAAACCCGCCAGAAAAACGUUUCAAAGUCUGAGAAAGUUGAAAUUGAACCUCAAACAGAAGUCAAAUUAACAAGAGGUAGAAGAAAACUACAACAGGUUGAGAAAAUAGAAAAUCCACCGAGCCCAAAAAGAACUAGAAACAAACCGGAGAAGAAUUCCACAAAAGUAAGCGAGAAAUUAGAUGAAUCUAGUCCAAUUCCAAUUGAGAAAAAAACAACCCGCAGCACAAGACAAGCUAAAAAGAAGGAUGAUUCUGAUGAGAAAAUUCCAGAUGAAACAAACACCAGGUCAUUAAGAGGAAAAAAACAAAUUCAAGUGAAUGAUGACAAUGACAAAAUUGAAGAAAAUGAGAAAAUUCUGGAUGAAACAAAAACCAGGUCAUUAAGAGGAAAAAAACAAGUUCAAGUGAAUGAUGACCAUGACAAAAUUGAAGAAAAUGAGAAAAUUUUGGAUGAAACAAAAACCAGGUCAUUGAGAGGAAAAAAACAAAUUCAAGUGGAUGAUGACAAUGACAAAAUUGAGGAAAAGCCAACCAAACGGACAAGAAGCAAAAAAGAAACCGAAAGUGAGAAUCCUCCGAAAGAGGAAAAUCAAAACAUUGUAAAUACCAGAACCAGGAAUAAUACUAGAAGUAAAACUAAUGUGAGUUUGAAUGAUGAAGUUGAGCCAAAUAAAAAACGCAAGGCAAAUAAAUCAGAAGUUGAUCAAGAUAGUAAAAACAUUGAAGAUGAACCUGCUCCUAAAAGAAGAGGCAGGAAGAAAAAAGAGGAAGAAGAAAACAUCAAAGAUAGUGUAAGUGAAGUAACUAAAAAAAGUAGAGGAAAUAAAGGAAAGGAAAUUGAUGAGAUAAGUGCUGUUAUUGAAACUGAAACCAAAACCACUAGAAGAGGCAGGAAUACUAAAAAGGAGGUUGAGGAAAGUAAUUCCAUUACAGAGAAAGAUUCUCAAUCAAUAAAAAAAGCAAAAACCAAUACUAAAGAUGAUACUGAAAAAGAAACUUCUCGAAAUACUAGAGGAAAAAAUCAAAAGAAAAAUCAAGCCAAGAAUGAAAAGGAUUUGUCUGAAACUACAACACAAGGAGAAGAUGAUGAAAGUACAGAUGACAAAGUAAUAGUUAAAAAAAGUACAAGAUCCAGGAAAGGGAAAAAUCAGAAAUAUAACGAAGAUGAAUGGGAUACCCCAGUUAAAAAAAAACGAUUGGUGAAUUUUAACGAGGAUGUUGAAAUACUUCAAACACCAAAAGAAGAUUCCAAAACUGGUGUUCAGAAAAAAGGAUAGUGUUUAUAAGUAGUAAUUUUAAUAUAUUUUAGUUUUAUAUGUUGUAUAUGUUGAUGUAUAGAAAAAUACGAUUAUACAUAAGAAUUUUUUUAAAUGUUUUAUUGUGAGUCAUCAUUCUUUAUCAAACAGGAUUUUUAAUGUAUUUGAAAUAGCAUCACUGUAAAAUAUGAGCAUACACAAUUUUUAUGCAUGUGUUAGAUUUAGCAUACCCUUUAAUGAAUUGAAUGGUCCAGCUGUAUAGCGUUAUAAAAUCUAAAUAUAUAUUUUUAUAAAGCAUGAAACAGUCAUUAAUG
Molecule: messenger RNA, 6482 nt
Organism: Coccinella septempunctata (seven-spotted ladybird)
Lineage: Eukaryota; Metazoa; Arthropoda; Insecta; Coleoptera; Coccinellidae
Product: WASH complex subunit 2-like
Exons: 8
Coding region: 559-6189 (1876 amino acids)
Biological process (GO): regulation of chromosome segregation; regulation of mitotic nuclear division
Cellular component (GO): nucleus; chromosome
Molecular function (GO): protein binding
Source: RefSeq, a predicted model, not a curated record